This is a messenger RNA of Exophiala oligosperma, 2110 nucleotides long. RefSeq lists its product as uncharacterized. The record is from RefSeq and is a predicted model, not a curated record. Gene Ontology annotation, molecular function: ubiquitin protein ligase activity; protein binding. Bases 101 to 1531 code for a protein of 476 amino acids. Gene Ontology annotation, biological process: DNA repair; mRNA splicing, via spliceosome; protein ubiquitination. Gene Ontology annotation, cellular component: Prp19 complex; U2-type catalytic step 1 spliceosome; cytoplasm. The transcript has 5 exons. Lineage: Eukaryota; Fungi; Ascomycota; Eurotiomycetes; Chaetothyriales; Herpotrichiellaceae.
CAGACGAAAGUCGCAAGUAUUUCAGUACUCGGACGAUUUAACAGCGAAGUUUCACAGGGGAUUGGAUAGAAGCUGCUGCUUUACUCUUGGCCGCGACAAGAUGUUGUGUGCAAUUUCUGGAGUUCCGCCUGAGGUGCCAGUGGUGUCGCGUAAAAGUGGGACUGUGUAUGAGAAGCGCCUCAUCGAAGCCUUCAUUAGCGAGAAUGGCACCGAGCCAACUACUGGAGCAGCUCUCACGACAGAAGACCUUUUGGAACUGAAGACGCAACCAAAUGUCACUCCUCGUCCUCCACAGCUGACCUCAGUACCUGCCAUGUUGGCCAUGUUCCAGAACGAGUGGGACUCAAUGGCUCUACAGGUCUACAAACUCCAACAAGAUCUGAAGGAAGCUCGGCGAGAACUCAGCGUGGCAAUGUAUCAGCAAGACGCUGCUCGUAGAGUGAUUGCAAAGGUUGCUGCUGAGCGAGAUGAAGCAAGAGCUGCUUUAUCAAAGGUCAGCGUCGGUCGUGGAGCUCCCAGUGGCGACGCCAUGGAAGUAGACAAUGCACCAUUGCCAGACUCCAUCCUAGGAAAGAUUGACAGCGAGCAAGCACGCUUGUCCAAGACCCGACGAAAGCGGCCAGUGCCCGAAGAGUGGGCUACCGCAGAAUCAAUAUCUGCCUACGUGCCACUAAGCUCCUCCGAACCUAUUUGCACCGGAGGCGGCACCGUGCUUGCCGUUCACGAGUCUGGGGAUUUGGCUAUUGUUGCUGGACGUGACGCCGAUGCCACCGUAUUCUCCUUGUCACAGAAUCGACCAUUGCAACUGCUCAACGGCGGAUCGGGAUCCAUCACGAGCGGCCUCUGGGCGCAGGAUAAGGCAGUCAUUGCCACUUCUACCGGUACUGUAAAGGUCUUCGAGGCUGAGGAAGAAGUCGCUUCGUUUUCAACCCAUGGCGGCUCUGUCAAUGGAAUAGCACUACAUGCAAGCGGCUCUAUUCUUGCAUCAGUCGGUGAUGAUAAGACCUAUACGCUGUAUGACCUCGAAGAAAACCAGAAACUCACACAGAUCCAAAGUGAUUCAGCCUUGACAUGCGUGCAAUUCCACCCCGAUGGCCAUCUCCUUGCUGCAGGUGCGGUCGAUGGUCAAAUCAAGAUUUUCGAUGUCAAAACAGGCAGUUCAGCAGCAACCUUCGAUUUGAAAUCUCCCAUCAAGUGCAUCAUCUUCUCGGAGAACGGUACCUGGCUAGCAGGUGUUACGGAAAGCUCUUCAGCCAUCUCCAUCUGGGACUUGAGAAAAGCGACAGAGAUCAAGAGCAUUGAGACUGGGGGUCCUAUCGAGUCAAUCAGCUGGGAUUUCACUGGCCAAUUUCUGGCCUCCAUCGGAGCUAGAGGUGUCACAAUCGAGCAAUAUUCCAAGGCCUCGAAAGACUGGUCCGAAGUUUUCAAGUCUGCCACACCUGGAACCAAGAUCGCAUGGGGCAAGAAUGCUCAGCAACUGUUCCAGCUUUCUGGAGAGGGUGUUUUGACUGCUCUCGGCACAGCGAAGUAGGAACGAAUGCAUCAGUGUAAAAGUGUACAACAACAAGCAGGGUUCAAAAAGUUAAUUGAUACCCAGCCAAGGACAUGGAUCUCAUUUCAGGCAGCAGGUUGGGCCGAUCUCUGAGUUGAGCAUUACAAAGAGGCGGAUGCUGUUGGAUGUUCCUCUUUGCGACAGACGAACAUGGAAUAGAAAACAACAGCAACGCUCUUUGGUCAUCAAUUGAUGGCUAUGAAUUGAACAAAGAAAUUUGCAGUACUGUACGACUUGUCCUGACCGCCGUUUCCAUCAAGAUUGUUGUUCUUGCACCGAAUUCAACCAGCGAUGACGAUGACGUCGACCCAAUGCAAGUAGAAGUGUAGACUCAAGGAGAGUAUUUUGCGGAGGGCGGUGUUUUACGACCCAACGACCUUUCCCACUUAACGAUUACGUGUGCAGCGAUUUGGUGUGGCGCGUCUACCGUCGCCAAAGCAGUACAUGUACCGCGUUGGGAUGGCGAAAGUCUUUGAGUGGUAAGGAAGAGAAGAUGAUGGAUGUACUGUAUAGAUAGAUGGUGGCGACGACGAGGUAGUCAGCCUGCAAUCGCACUGC